CCCGUCUCCUCGUUUCGUUUCCUUCUUUCCGGAACACGAGUGUGAAUCGAAUCGGUGAAGAAGUAUAGUUCUCUUGGUUCGUUCUGGAAAAUUCGAAGGGAAAUUCGAUUUUGAGCGAAGUUGGUCGAAUAUUUCGGGAACGGUGUGUGGAACUCGAAUUCUACGUUAGGGUACAUGGAUUCAUGUUGCUUCGGAGGAGUCCAGACAAAUCAAGAAAAUCCGUGCGUUCCAACGAGGAACCUGAAAGUCUGUUGGAUUCCAGCCGCCAAGCUGGACCUUUUCGCCUCAGUUCUGCGGAAUAUAGAGAAGCUUACGUAGCCGAUCGAGAGAGAGAGCUUUCCGACGUUUCCAGUGUAUCGAUCUUUCUCAUCUGACGGUAUUUCACGGGAGGAACCUGUCACACUUGACACCGAUACUUUGGAACUUUUCCAAAUCGAAAUAAACUAGCGAGACGAAGUAGGAGAGAGAGAGAGAGGUACUUGGAUACUUGAGGUGUCGAGCUUGUCGAGCUCGUUCGAACGAUUAACGGAACGAUUCGAAGAAAUAUCAAGCUCGGUUGAAUUAAUCCUCUUCGAAGACGGAGCCCUUUCUUGCAUGCAUCUUUGAGGCUGAUUUUCGAAGGCGCAGCAUGGAUAUCGAUAUGAGCGGAAGAGGGAACAGGUCGACCGAGGAAUUAGCCAAAAGACGCGUCUCUAUUAGCGAUCAGAUCCUCGGCAUGGAUAAUCCCAGCUUUGAUCAUCAUCGGCGUAUAAGCGCCAGCUCUGAGCAUAAUUCUGAUCAGGGUCGCGGCAAAUCGAUACUGCACGGGGGUAGCAACUACGGUAGCGCGGAGAAUAUUCCGCAGCACAAGUUUGAUCUCGAGAACGGCAGGAUCAACGGGAACAGGAAGAAGUCGGCGUACAGCUUGACCAGCUCUAUCAGGGACAAGAUCGAGUACUCGGAGGAGCUCGAACGGUCGUGGUUGUAUCUAUUUUGCGCGCGAUGUCACGGUCGCGACGACACGCCGUCAUGGGAGCCAGAAGGUUGGAAAAGAGCCUGUCCUCAGCCAUUUUGCCCGAGCUACAGAAAAUUCGCCCGGCUGCUGUGCCUGUUCCUGUUAGGGUUGCUGUUAUGGGGCAUCGUGUAUACGGUGCUAGGAGAAGACGCCGCUCCUGGUGGCCAGCUUUUCGGUCUCGCCGCCCUUUGUAUAGCGGCACAUUUCGGCGGAUGGCUGUUCUCCUUGACCACCCUUCCCGCCUUAAUCGGCAUGCUGAUCACCGGGCUUAUACUGCAGAACGUCGGUCUGGUCUACAUCGAGGGCAGAUACUCCGUUGUCGUCUCCAAUCUGCGAAAAAUCGCUCUAGUCAUUAUCCUCACCAGAGCCGGUCUGGAUCUGGAUCCGAACGCCCUGAAGAGGUUGAAAGUCACCGUCCCGAAACUCGGUUUAAUUCCAUGGCUCGUCGAGGCUUUUGUGGUGGCCACAUUGACGAAGUAUCUGCUCGGUUUACCCUGGAUAUGGGGUUUUCUGCUCGGAAGUGUGGUGGCUGCCGUUUCGCCAGCAGUCGUGGUGCCGUGUCUCUUCAGGUUACGUGCCAAGGGUUACGGAGUUGUCAAGGGCAUUCCGACCUUGAUCAUCGCCGUGUCUGGAAUCGAUGACGCAGCAUCGGUCGCGAUUCACGGGAUCAUAAAGAGUAUCAUGUUUUCCCACGAUGCACUGUGGUACCAGAUCCUUCAGGGUCCCAUCGCGAUCGUCGGAGGUCUGGGAUUUGGCAUCCUUUGGGGCUGGCUGGCCAAGUACGUUCCGGAAAAGGGAGAUCCUUUUAUGGUGCCCCUGAGAGUGCUGAUGCUAUUAGGUGGUGGAUUGCUAGCAGUCUUUGGAAGCGAGGCGAUCGAGCUAGGAGGUGCUGGACCUUUAGCAGUGGUUGCAGCUGCAUUUGUCAGCUGUUACUUCUGGCAAAAACAGGGCUGGGAAGUCGACGAUAAUCCAGUGGCCACGGCGUUCGAAAUCUUCUGGAUGAUCUUCGAGCCGAUCCUGUUCGCCGUGACGGGUACUCAAAUCAAAAUCGACGAGCUCGAGGGCAAAACGGUCUAUCUCGGUAUAGGUUGCCUUCUGGCCGGUAUCGUGAUCCGCAUCAUGGCCACCGUUCUCGUUGGAGUCGGCUCGAAGCUGAAUCUCAAGGAGAAAGUGUUCAUCGCGUUGUCCUGGAUGGCGAAGGCAACCGUUCAAGCUGCUCUGGCAACCACCACCCUCGACAAAGUGAAUCCGAACGAUCCUGAAGAGGUGUAUUACGCUGAGACGAUGGUGACUAUGUGCGUGCUGUCGAUUAUGCUCACAGCACCGACAGGUGCCAUCCUAAUUUCUCUGUCGGGACCGAAACUUCUGACGAAGACCACUGCUCCGGUGGCGCCGCCCGAAGGCUGGAAAACGCGUAGACCCUCGAUCCGAGACAUUUCCAUCAUCAACGAGGAUCCAGACCUCGAGGAGACCGCAAACGAGAGGAAGCCUUGAGGCGUUUUCGUUGAGACGUGACCGUUUUACCUUAUUCCUCCUCCGUAGAUCUUGCAACUGGCGCUACUCUGCGCCCA
Messenger RNA from Habropoda laboriosa, 2565 nucleotides. RefSeq names its product mitochondrial sodium/hydrogen exchanger 9B2 (gene Nha1). Gene Ontology annotation, biological process: proton transmembrane transport. Gene Ontology annotation, molecular function: antiporter activity. Bases 629 to 2488 code for a protein of 619 amino acids. NCBI's taxonomy places the organism in Eukaryota, Metazoa, Arthropoda, Insecta, Hymenoptera, Apidae. Gene Ontology annotation, cellular component: membrane. The transcript is spliced from 6 exons. The record is from RefSeq and is a predicted model, not a curated record.